This is a messenger RNA of Fomitopsis serialis, 2025 nucleotides long. RefSeq names its product histone deacetylase complex protein. NCBI's taxonomy places the organism in Eukaryota, Fungi, Basidiomycota, Agaricomycetes, Polyporales, Fomitopsidaceae. Bases 1 to 2025 code for a protein of 674 amino acids. Gene Ontology annotation, molecular function: histone deacetylase activity. Gene Ontology annotation, biological process: chromatin organization. The record is from RefSeq and is a predicted model, not a curated record. Gene Ontology annotation, cellular component: histone deacetylase complex. The transcript is spliced from 17 exons.
AUGGAUGUAGACGAACCACGGCCGUCUCCAUUCGAGGCCUCAAAUUCCUCCCGCCAGGCUCCAGUGCCACGCGCAUCCUCUCUACCGCCUGUCUUAAACCCGUCAAAUAUAGAGGUCGGAUAUGUAUAUUCCACUCUAAUGAUGACACACACCAAUACCCGUGGGCAUCACGAAGAGCAACCUGACCGUAUCUCACGGAUCUUCAACUUACUCAAAGACUCGAAUUGUCUCGCCAGGAUGAGAAGGCUCCCAAUCAGACCUAUCACUCGUGAAGAGGCACUGCUCGUCCACAGCGAAGCUCUCUGGGAGAAGAUCCUGGCGAUACAAUCCAUGACAGAGGAGGACAUAGCCGAUUCCGCCGCGUACUACGACGAACUCUCUCUUUAUGUACAUCCGACAACUCCGUAUUGCGCGAAACUCAGUGCCGGAGGUGUCACUGAAGCCGCACUAGCGGUCGCGCGCGGUGAAGUCAGAAAAUCCUUUGCUAUUGUGCGGCCGCCUGGCCACCACGCAGAGCCGGACGAACAUAUGGGAUUCUGCUUCCUAAAUAACGUGUCCAUAGCCGCGAAGGUAGUGCAACUACGGUCGUCUGUCAAGAGAAUCAUGAUCUCGACUGGUCAGGAUGUCCAUCACGGCAACGGAACGCAACGGGCGUUCUAUGAUGAUCCCUCCGUUCUGUACAUUUCUUUGCACAGAUAUGAGGGUGGCCAUUUCUACCCUAAUGGUCCGUUCGGCAGCAUGGUGUCCUGCGGUCAAGGCUCGGGAUUAGGCUUCUCCGUCAACAUUCCUUGGCCGGAAAGGGGCAUGGGCGAUGCAGACUACCUUCUAGCUUUCCAAAAAAUAGUCAUGCCGAUUGCAUUGGAAUUUUCCCCAGAAUUGGUUAUCAUCUCAGCUGGGUUCGACGCAGCGGAGGGCGACACACUCGGCGAAUGUCACGUCUCUCCGACAGGCUAUGCCCAUAUGACGCACAUGUUAUCUUCGCUGGCGAAUGGAAGGCUUGUCGUUGCUCUCGAGGGCGGUUACAAUCUCGACGCGAUAUCUGUCUCUGCACUAGCGGUCGCUCGAGUAGUCUUGGGCGAGGUUCCUCCCCAACUUGAGCCCAUGGUGGCUUCUGAGGUUGCGACCGAAACCAUAUGGCAUGUCGCUAUGGAGCAAACCAAAUACUGGAAAAACAUCGACCCUAGUGCUUGCGAGCCAUUGGAAGAGAUCGAGCCCAUCACGUUCUCGAUACCCGAGCUACUCAAGGCACAUCGGCAGGACUACCUCUUCCGGACUCACAAGAUGCUCGAGGUCCCACUUAUGACCCAAGGACUCAUCGACCGUUUCAGCACUCAAGUAGCUUGCACGCCCGACAUCAUGGAAAACCAGACGCUGGUCGUCUUCGUUCACGAAUUUGGAAACCUAAGAGUAGAACUAGACUCUGCGAUGUAUUGUGAUGUACAUCUGGAACACUCAUACCUGGUAGACUGCUCGAAACAGCUGAUUACCUGGGCAAGAUCUACGGGGUACGCCCUGCUGGAUGUCAACGUGUAUGCGAAACCAUUCGUGAAGUCAAAGGUAGACCGUCUGCAUGAUUCGCCGGGAAUGAUAUCUCAAUCUCGGUCAGAUGUUAUGACGUACCUAUGGGACAACUACGUCCAGCUCACGGCGGCCCGUCGUGUCGUAUUGAUUGGACAUGGUCCGGGGUGUGAAGCCCUCAUGGGGCUCAUGCGGCAACGGUCGGUGGGCGUGAUGCGAACUGUACAGGGUAUUGUGCAAGUUGUUGGGAACCACAAUGUUCCGUUACUCCCGGAGACCUGCCAACUUACGCAAUGGUAUUUCAAGAACUCACUCGUGUUCGUGCCGCAAAAUCAUGUGGCGUUCCGAGACAAGAAACUUAUGCGAAGCACGGUCAAGUCAUGUUCAGCAGUGAAGGAAACGCAGGCUGUGAAGCUGAUCAUUCAGGCUUUCCCUGUCAUCCAAGAGUUCGUUACGGAACGGCUUGGGCCGGCAGCAGGUGCCAAGGUUGUGAAUGGCACCUCCUAG